Bursaphelenchus okinawaensis is the source of this 1348-nucleotide messenger RNA. The record is from the annotation of a GenBank genome assembly. Lineage: Eukaryota; Metazoa; Nematoda; Chromadorea; Rhabditida; Aphelenchoididae.
AUGAGUUCAGAAGGUCAGUUUUUAUCAACAGUUGUUUUUUUAGUUUACGAAAAGCCGAUCAAUCGUGGCUUUUCGCUACAAAAAGCAAUUGACUUUUGAAAAAUAAUUUUUUUGGCCGUGGUUAAUAUUGUUUUUGGUUGAUUUGAUAAAGAUAGGCUUCUUUCAUCUUUAUGAGUUUUAUAAAUAGUAAAAUUAGGCUUAAUUUGGAAGCUUUUAAAAUAAAAAUUGAAUUUUUACUUUCAGUUUGGGCAAAGUUAUAGGUAUUCAAAGUUUUUAUGCGUAAUAUGAGAAUUUCCCGUUAUUCUGGGUAAUUAAUGACAAAACUGUUAACCCCAUUUUGACAAGGGUACUGUUUUUAGUGUUUAUUUAAAAUUUCAGUUUAAUCGGACUAUUAGUUUUUGAGUUAUUUUAAAAUUAUAUUAACUUAUGGCAGCUAAUGACUGAUUGAACUUCAAAUCGUCGUAUCUUUUGACUAGUUUUACCAAAUGUGAUAAAAUUUGGCAUAUAUCUUCUUCAUGCUUUGUUUUACCAGUUCUAAUAAAUAAACCCAUCUGUUUACAGCCGACAUGCCCAACUUGGCCAAUUUCCGUCAACUGGCCAAGAAGAUUGUGUGUGUUGGUCGAAAUUACAGUGAACAUGCGGCGGAACUGAACAAUCCCGUGCCCAAAAAGCCAAUGUUGUUUUUAAAAAGUACAAAUGCGUUGAUUGCAAAUGGAGAAACGAUUCGUGCGCCACCAGGUUGUCAGGAUCUACAUCAAGAAGUUGAGUUAGGUGUUGUGAUCAAUAAAAGAGCGACGAAUGUGAAGAAACAAGAUGCUUAUGACUAUAUUGGUGGAUAUACAGUGGCAUUGGACAUGACUGCUCGUGAUUUACAGGUAAUUUUUGUUAUUAGUUUUUGAAAUUUUAGGAAAUAUUCGAAAGGAAGGAGGACCUACUACAAUAUCGGAAAGGUGGAAUGGCUUAAGAAUUAUUAAAUUAGAAUAUUACGAACUAAAGAAUGUUAUUUCAGAAUGAAUUCAAGUCGAAAGGAGCUCCUUGGUUCUUGGCCAAGAGUUUUGACACAGCUUGCCCAGUAGCUGACUUUGUGGACAAAUCUAAAGUCCCAGACCCUCAUAAAUUGGAGCUAGAAUGUAAGAUCAAUGGAGAAACGAAGCAGAAGGAUUUGACAAACAGUAUGAUAUUCGAUAUCCCAACUUUAAUCGAGUUUGCCACAAGUUAUGUCACUUUGGAGCCGGGAGAUCUGCUGUUAACUGGUACUCCCAAAGGUGUUUGUUCUUGUAAACCGGGAGAUAAGAUUGAGAUUAGGCUGUCUGAUUUGGUCAAGGCUUCAUUUACUGUUGGGCAGUAG